AAAGGGACUUUCAAUGUAAAUAAUUUCAUUUUCAUUUCGAAAACAGUUUCAAGUACAAUGUUCAGUUUGUUUUCAUUUUUGUGCCUAAUUGUUUGUGUUUACUCAAAUAAUAUUUUAAAAGAGCCUACAAUUUCUUCAGGACCAUGUAAAGAAAACGAGCAUAUGGAAGUGAACAGCACAAGUUGUCAAGUGACUUGUGACAAUAGAUAUCUGCUGAGUUAUGAGAGUGUAUGUGAAUCUUUCACUGGCUGUGCUUGCAAUGUUGGUUAUGUUAGACUCCAUAGGAAUGGCAAAUGCGUCUUAGAAGAUGACUGUCCUCCAGAAGAAAAUUACUGUGGACCUUACGAGGAAAAAACGGACUGCGAAAUAACCUGCCCCCCUCAAGCUUGUGAAAGUAUCUACAUGACUUAUGAUUGCAACGAGAAUAAACAGAGUAAGGAGUGCCGGACUGGAUGUAACUGUAUAGAAGGGCAUUUGAGGAAUGCUAUUGGCAUGUGCGUUCCAAAGAAAUUUUGUCCUACACCGUUUUACGUCAUCCGAAGCAUCCGUGACUACAAUUUGCCGCGACCUCGUUAUCAAGAAGUGAAGUUAUUUAAUCGUGAAUGGGCAUUAACACCUUUAGUUAAUACUGACGCAUUAAAUGUAUCAACAAAUCCAGAGAGUCUUCUAUCAUCAUCGAGUUCAAAUACAGCUAAUUCUAGUCAAGGGUCAAACCCUUGUAAAGGAGUAAACGAGGAAUGGCACGACUGUCCAUCAUGCUUGUUCGAAAGAUGUGAAGACGUUGACUGCCCACCAAUACCUUGUAAAAAGAUUGAAGGGUCCUGUGCUCCAAGAUGUAUUUGUAUCCAGAACUUUUUUAGAAACGGCAGCGAUGUCUGCAUACCAGUUGAUGAGUGUCCUUACUAUGAUAUCGAAUAACUACGGAAGAGACUUUGAAAUAUCGUCUUCUAUUUUCAAAUUUAAAUUUCCAUCAGUCCAGUAAUAAAUAAACCAUACAAUUGCAUUUUUUCUUUUAUU
Helicoverpa armigera (cotton bollworm) is the source of this 1017-nucleotide messenger RNA. RefSeq lists its product as uncharacterized. NCBI's taxonomy places the organism in Eukaryota, Metazoa, Arthropoda, Insecta, Lepidoptera, Noctuidae. The record is from RefSeq and is a predicted model, not a curated record. Bases 58 to 918 code for a protein of 286 amino acids. The transcript is spliced from 6 exons.